Molecule: messenger RNA, 1302 nt
Organism: Anopheles marshallii
Lineage: Eukaryota; Metazoa; Arthropoda; Insecta; Diptera; Culicidae
Gene: shu
Product: inactive peptidyl-prolyl cis-trans isomerase shutdown
Exons: 2
Coding region: 1-1302 (433 amino acids)
Molecular function (GO): peptidyl-prolyl cis-trans isomerase activity; protein binding
Source: RefSeq, a predicted model, not a curated record
AUGGAUGCUGGAAAUGUUUUGAAGGCCCCGAUCAACAUAAACGAUUUGCUAAACGGUGGAGCCGAAUUCCAAAUCGAUACCGAUUUCAAUGACCAUGAGGGCGACGACUACUUCAUAGAAGACGAUUAUGGCAGUGCGGACGAGGAUGAGGACAAAUACAAACAGUUCCUAACUCCCUGGGACCGUACCUUCGAGGAGUUGCGCCAGGAGAUGGAAUUAGUUAGCGAACACAUCUAUAAACGCAUUACGAAGGCGGGGGUCGGCGAGGAACUGCCGGACAAUACACAGGUGACAGUUGACUACAAUGCGUUCUUCGAGAAGGAGAUGAAGCCCUUCGAUUCCUCGACAUUGCGUGACAAACCGUUGCGGUUGGUGCUUGGAUCGCACAGUGUGCUGCCCGGUUUUGAGGAAGCUAUAAGGACGAUGCGUGUUAGCGAGGAAGCACAGUUUCUGAUCUCGUACCAGCUGCUGUACGGUGAGGUCGGAUGUCCACCGCGCAUUAAACCGAAGGCGGAUGCGUUGUUUGUUAUCAGAAUAACUAGCGCCAGUCCUGUCGUCGAUGGCGAUGCUUUAUCGAAGCUGAACGAAACCGAACGUCGAUCGUACCAAAUGGUAAAGGACAGGGUGAUACAAAUCCGACAAUACGCCAAGGACUGUUUUAAGCGCAAUUUGAUACCCAAAGCGAUCGCGAAAUAUCUGGAAGCGGUCAAUACGCUGCAGUUGUGCCACUUGAAGGACGAAACUGAACAGGAAGAGCAACAAAAAACGCUAAUCGCACUCUACACAAGCCUGGCUGUGUGCUACAAUCGCCGCGACCAGCCCAAAGAUGCCUGCCGCAUGGUGAACGCAAUGCGUAAUCUGUGUGACGUUAACAAAAACGCGAAAAUCCUAUAUCAAGAGGGAAAAGCGUUGAUGAAAAUCGGAGAAUAUGACCGUUCGCGCAAAUGUCUGUUGGGAGCACAGAAACUGGAACCGCAGGAUGAAAACAUUCAGCGAACUUUGAAGGAGCUGAACGAAUGUUCGUCAAAGCAUCAGAUCGAGGAGAAAAAAAUCUGGACGCGUGCUUUCGGAUUGGUAAAUUCCAAGGGGGAAAACGACACUGCGGAGGAGACCACGCUGCUAGAGGAUAUAAGGAAGUCGAUGCAAGUGUUUCUGGAGGAUGAAAAGUGUAACACACUGUCUCUACCUGACCAUUUCUCUGAGAAGGAGGUGCUGAUUUUGGAGCGAUUGGCCGACGAAUUCAAUCUGAAACUUAAUAUUCAGAUGAAUAACAACAAAAAACAUUAUAAAUUCCAAAAGUAA